Messenger RNA from Oncorhynchus masou masou (cherry salmon), 1538 nucleotides. Its product is annotated as zinc finger protein 239-like. The coding region runs from base 214 to 1347 and encodes 377 amino acids. NCBI's taxonomy places the organism in Eukaryota, Metazoa, Chordata, Actinopteri, Salmoniformes, Salmonidae. Gene Ontology annotation, biological process: regulation of transcription by RNA polymerase II. Gene Ontology annotation, molecular function: DNA-binding transcription factor activity, RNA polymerase II-specific; RNA polymerase II cis-regulatory region sequence-specific DNA binding. The transcript has 2 exons. The record is from RefSeq and is a predicted model, not a curated record.
AACAGUUCGUCAGACACAUCGGAAGCUUGAUAGACAAAAUAGACGAAGCAAUAAAGCUCUUUAGACGCUUUCGUGUAUAUUAGCCACUGUGUUUUAAAUCAACUUCAGUCGUUUAGUUAGUUAUCCCAUUUAAUUUCAUAUUUACGGUGUUGUUGUUAGUCAGCUAGAGGGCUUGUUAAGUUAGCAUUAGCCUAGCUAGCUAACAUCCCGACCAUGAGCUCACUAAACUACUUCCCUUUUGCUGAAGAAGAGGCGGUCUGCUGGACGGAGAAAGAAGAUCUGGGGCUGAACAUUGUUGUCAAAGAGGAGGAGGAAGAGGAGGCUGUUACAAUACAAAAACAAGUAGCUGGUGAGGCUGUUACAGUGAAAGAAGAAGAGAAAGACGUUUCAGUGAAAGAAGAAGAGAAAGACGUUUCAGUGAAAGAAGAGGAAGACGCGUUCAGAGUGAAAGAGGAGGAGGAUGUUACAGUAAAAGAAGAGGAGGAAGAGAAAAAGGUUGAGGAGGAAGAAGAGGAAACUGGAUAUCUGGGCCCGGAUUCCCAAAGGCAUCUUAAGGCGUCCAAUGGUUCAAAUGAUGAACUUAGCCGUAAGAUGGUUUUGAGAAACCAUUCCCUGAUUAACACUCGAGAGAGACAUGACGAUCGUGGAUCCUCUGGGGAGCCUCAACAACAUCAUGAAGCUGAAGAGGCAGAGGAGAGUUUUUCCGCAUCAGAACAUCUCAAGAAACAGAAGCGGAAACGCACAGGGAAGAAACCUCUUCGCUGCUCUGACUGUGGGAAGAGAUUCACCUCUUCAGCAGACCUCAAAAGACAUCAGAGAAUCCACACAGGAGAGAAACCUUAUAGCUGUGAUCAAUGUGGGAAGAGAUUUACUGAUCUCAGCAGCCUGAAAAGACACCAGAGAAUUCACACGGGAGAGAAACCUUAUAGAUGCACUGACUGUGGGAAGAGUUUUAAUGUUCCAAGCAGCCUGAAAACACACCAAAGAAUUCACACAGGAGAGAAACCUUAUAGCUGCACUGACUGUGGGAAGAGUUUUAAUGUUCCAAGCAGCCUGAAAACACACCAAAGAAUUCACACGGGAGAGAAACCUUAUAGCUGUGAUCAAUGUGGGAAGAGUUUUGUUUCAUCUAGCCAGCUGACUGUACACCAGAGACCACACACAGGAGAGAAAUGUUAUAGCUGUGAUCAAUGUGGGAAGAGUUUUGUUUCAUCGAGCAAGCUGACUGCACACCAGAAAACACACACAGGAGAGAAAUCGUAUAGCUGUGAUCAAUGUGGGAAGAGAUACUCUGGUAAAAGAUCCCUGAUGAGACAUCAGAAAAUACAUGAAGGAGUUGUUCCAUGAUAUCAAUAAAAUGUCACAAUGUAGAACCCUAAAUGUUUGUCCCCUGUUCUAUUGAUUUCAACAUGAUAUGGAUAUUAACCUCAUCAAGGGAAAAAUCCAGGUUCUGAAAUGAAAGAGUACUAUUUAUGUGAUUAACAAAAAGUGUUGCGUUACACUUAUCUCGUCGGUGAUCCACUUGAAUCAAAAUACAA